UAAUAUGUGUCCACUGGGAGUAUCGUCAUGGAGUGACAUUAAGCAGCAGAGGUUGGAUCACAUGUGGGCAGCUAUUGAGGUUAAAUUUGAGAGUGUUGACUUUAAUGAUCAUCGUGAUCAUAUAUUUGGAUGGAUGAAUGAGUUAUGGAACAAAUGGAGAGGAUACUUGCACGCUACUUAUGUGAAGAAUAAGCCUAUUGUUCAGGCUCAUAAGAAUAUUCCAAAGGGAGUAGAAAAAAAGGAAUGGGAGUGGUUAGUUAAGGAACAUUUUUUGUUCCGAAAGUUUCCAGGUGAGGAGCAAUAGAAAUGCAGAAAAUCGAGCUAAGUUAAAGAUGUUUCAUCACAUUGGUAGCAAGCCUAUUAGAGAGAUCAUUUAUCAGCAGGGUGGAAAAGAUGGAAAUCCGCCAAAUUUGGCGACUAUUUUCUUUGAGACUCGUAAGAAAGAUAACAUGCUUGUUGAACCGGAAGCAAUUGAAAAACAUGCUCAAAUCGAAGAAAUACUAAAAGUUGAGCCAUAUUUGCCUAGCAUAGAGAUUGUAGAAAAGUGUUGUGGACCUCAAAAUCGUAGCCAUGUAUUUGGCUUUGGGGGUGGAGUAAAGGCAAAGGACAUGAGAGUCAGAAAUUGGAAAACUGAUACGCAUUCAGUUUUAUCCUUGAGGUUGAAUGGUGCUAUUGUUGGUGGUCAUUGCUUAUCAGCUUCUUUACUACCUAGCAACUCAUCAUCUGCUUCCAUGUCUGAAAAUAAGGAUGAUAUAAUUGUUUAA
Solanum stenotomum is the source of this 764-nucleotide messenger RNA. RefSeq lists its product as uncharacterized. The record is from RefSeq and is a predicted model, not a curated record. NCBI's taxonomy places the organism in Eukaryota, Viridiplantae, Streptophyta, Magnoliopsida, Solanales, Solanaceae. The coding region runs from base 333 to 764 and encodes 143 amino acids. The transcript has 7 exons.